Molecule: messenger RNA, 930 nt
Organism: Cygnus atratus (black swan)
Lineage: Eukaryota; Metazoa; Chordata; Aves; Anseriformes; Anatidae
Product: olfactory receptor 4S2-like
Exons: 2
Coding region: 1-930 (309 amino acids)
Biological process (GO): G protein-coupled receptor signaling pathway
Cellular component (GO): membrane
Molecular function (GO): olfactory receptor activity; G protein-coupled receptor activity
Source: RefSeq, a predicted model, not a curated record
AUGGAGAAUGCAAGCAGCGUGAAGGAAUUCAUUCUUCUUGGACUCUCAGAAAAUCAAGUAAUUCAGAAAACAUGUUUUGUUGUGUUUUUAUUCUUCUAUAUGAUUAUCAUGUCAGGAAAUCUGCUCAUUGUUGUCACUGUAAUGAGCAGUCAACAUCUGAAAUCGCCCAUGUAUUUCUUCCUUUCCUACCUAUCCUUUGUAGAUAUCUGUUACUCUUCUGUCACAGCUCCCAAAAUGAUUGCUGACUUUCUCAUUGAAAAUAAAACCAUCUCCUUUGUGGGUUGCAUAGCACAGCUGUUCGGGGUACAUUUCUUUGGCUGCACCGAGAUCUUCAUCCUCACAGUGAUGGCCUAUGAUCGUUAUACUGCUAUCUGCAGACCUCUCCACUACACCACUCUCAUGACCAGGCGUGCUUGUGACCGGAUGUUGAUCUGCUCAUGGGUGGGAGGCUUUGUGCAUUCCAUGGUGCAAACGCUCCUAACCUCUUUUCUACCCUUUUGCGGCCCCAACAAAAUCGACCACUUCUUCUGUGAUGUCCACCCCCUACUACAACUGGCUUGUACUGACACCUAUGCUGUGGGCAUCAUUGUUGUUGCCAACAGCGGAAUGAUAGCUCUGAGCUGUUUCUUCAUCCUGGUCGUGUCCUACAUUGUCAUCCUGGUUUCCUUGAAAAGACAAACAUCCGAAGGGCGACACAAGGCCCUCUCUACUUGUGGGUCCCACAUCACUGUAGUGAUUCUGUUCUUCGGGCCAUGCACGUUCUCCUACAUACGCCCAUCCAGCAAUCUGUCAGAGGACAAGAGUGUGGCAGUGUUUUACACUGUCAUCACACCCAUGCUGAACCCACUCAUCUAUACACUCAGAAAUGAGGAAGUGAAGAGUGCCAUAAAAAAACUAAAAAAAAAAUUGCUCUCUACUUCCCAUCAAUGA